AUGGCGACGAGGGCGCUCUCCCGCGAAGCCGCCGCCCAGAGGGUGAAGAGCACAGUAGCAAACUUCCCCUCCGACCCCGCAGAUCUCUGGGAGAUCAAGAUGCGCCCCGAGGAGGGGUACCUCAGCGGACAAGAAGAGGAAGGACAAGGCGAAGGCGACCGCCCGCAGGAAGAGGGAGAGGAGGAAGCCCACGAGAAGGAGUGCAUCAAACGGGAGAAGGACGGCCUCUCCCCGCUGACCACGCCCGAGUCCACCAAGGAGGAAGACUCCUCAUCUGCCGUGGUGGAUUUCUCGGAGUCCGAUAACUUCGAGGUGGUGACGGCCGGCGUCGAGUCCUCGGCGCCGGCGCCGGGCGAGAGAAGGCUCGCACCGACGACGCUGGAGAAGGCGCCUGUGACGAGGGCGGAUCGGAGGUCGCCCAUGCCGGCGGCGGGGCGGUGGUCGCCCGCGCCGGCGGCGGGCAGGGGAUCUCCCGCGCCAACGGGUAGGAUAACACCCGCACCAGCAGCGGCGACGGGCGGGAGGACGUCUGCGUCCGCGACAUCGGCGGGCGGCCGAACAUCCAAGGUGAGUGCGGAGACCCUCGGGCGGACAGCACCGAGGGCACAAGCCGGUCGAGGGGCGACGCCCUUAGGCCAGUCGUCGGGAAGUGGUAGCGUGCUGUGA
This is a messenger RNA of Panicum virgatum (switchgrass), 666 nucleotides long. Its product is annotated as translation initiation factor IF-2-like. The transcript is spliced from 2 exons. The record is from RefSeq and is a predicted model, not a curated record. NCBI's taxonomy places the organism in Eukaryota, Viridiplantae, Streptophyta, Magnoliopsida, Poales, Poaceae. The coding region runs from base 1 to 666 and encodes 221 amino acids.